Messenger RNA from Magallana angulata, 1630 nucleotides. RefSeq lists its product as uncharacterized. The coding region runs from base 591 to 983 and encodes 130 amino acids. The record is from RefSeq and is a predicted model, not a curated record. The transcript has 3 exons. Lineage: Eukaryota; Metazoa; Mollusca; Bivalvia; Ostreida; Ostreidae.
GCAUAAGUAUUCAUCAGUUCAUCGAACUGACGCAGCACGGAUUCAGUUUGUUUUGCAGGGAAAUAGUCAGUUAACGGCGAUUUUCAAGGUAUCAUCAAAUAUACCGAAUUACUCCUAUAUAGUGAAAAUUAAAGUAUUAUGUCAAUCGACAUUGAUAUUGAAAAAAUAUAUUUUUUUGCGAAAUAUUUUGCAUUCAUUGUUAAUGAUGUUAUUAAAAUGAAGAUGCAUUGAAAAAAAAUUAAUAUCCUAGUGGGUUACUUAGAAUGAAUAGAUAAUAAAAUGUUGGUAUUGAAACAGGGUCAACAAUUACAACCUCUAAUUGAGUGUGUUGUUUCUUCUUUUAUAAAUAUCGUUUUUGUACGAAUCAGUUCAUGUACGAGUUAUUAGAAAUUUAGAACUCUUCUGUAUUAAGAGGUGCACGAUUUUUGCAUCACUUUUUCCCGCUACAACACACUAGUCAGACGCUGUUAGCAAUGUCGCACUACUUUGGUUCGCCACGGUCUUUUUACGAAGUUCACGAAUAAAUCGUUAUCUAAAGUACGAUUGGUUAGCUAUCUGCAUUCUUGAGGCAGAAUAGUAAAAAGACCCACAUGGAGCCAUCGGAAGUAGUGGACCCCGUCAGGGUCAAGAAGGAGCCGGUCUCACCCCAUGAGAAGGAUUCACACUCCACGAAGAAACCCACAUCGAAACACGGAUCGCAAAGCAGUACGAAACAUUCAUCCUCUUCAAGCAUCAUGAAGCGUGCAAAAGCGGAAGCCGCUCGUGCUCUCAUACGGCUAGCUGAAGAGGAGGCAGCUCUCAGGAAAACGUUAUCUCAGCUUGAGGAACAGGACGAGAUUGACCAAGCAACUAUUAGAGCCUCAGCAGUGAGAAGGAGAUCCGAUUACAACGCAGAUAUGGAUCUACUGACAGCCAAGAAAACAGCAGCUGCACUGGAUGCAGAAGCUGAGUGUAUGAACAGGAAUCUGUUGGAGGUGACUUAAGUGAAUUUGAUAACAUUGAUGAAAAUAUUCGUGUACCAGAGGAAGAUCCUCACGAGAGGACUAGUGAAUAUGUGAACACUGUGCAUUUGGAAGGACAAAGUGAAACCAUGUGCCCAGACGCAUCCAUUGUUCCACAAAACGCUACACACAGACCACAAUCCGAACCACAGCCAGUAUCUCAUGCUACCCAUGAGAUGAACGACUCACGCCGAGCAAUUCUGACCAAUAACCCAGUAGAUACAUAUCGUGACCUUCCUGAAUCAGAUAUACGUCCGCAAACACCAGCUACAACAUACGCAGAGAUGCCGCCUGUCACGCGUCCAAACAUUCCAAUGUUUCCUGACAUUUCCAAAUUCCUCUUAAGGAGAAAACUGUUAAUGUCUAGACUCUAUCAAUUUUUUUGACAAACCAGAAACCUAUUUCGUGUGGAAAUCGAGUUUCAAAAAUGUCCUCGCCGACUUACAAGUUUCUGAUUUUGAGCAACUUGACCUUUUGGUGAAGUGGCUAGGGCCAGAAUCCAGCUCAUAUGCCUUGAGUAUUCGGGCUGCCAAUGCAGACAACCCGUCGAAAGCUCUGCGUCUCCUAUGGGAGAGGUUGGACCAAAGAUAUGGUGCACCCGAAAUGAUUGAAAGCAUUUUAAAGGACAA